AUGAAUCCCCUAGAGAGGAUUCGACCGACAGCUUCAAGGAGAAGAAGACGGAUGAUAAUUGAAGACGAUGAUAAGGGACAUCAUGAUCAUGGAUUUAUCUCAUACGUGGAUGUACAUGAGCAGGGAGAGCAUAUGGAUGAGGGGCAUGAUGGAGCUGAGGAACCUGGUGAGCUCACACGGUAUCCUGGAUUACCUUAUGAUUUGUUUGUCCUUACACGAUAUCGUCACCAUGUUUCAACUAGACUAUGGUUUGGUGAGCGACCAUUGCUGAAAAUUGUUGCGCAUGGAAAGAAAAUGCAACAAUUUACUCCACCAGUACUUCCGCGACCCAUAGAGAACUGGGUGAAUUUGUCAUGUUUGAAUCCAUUACAACGGGGUAGUUUGAUGAUGAUCGACAACAACCUGAUAUAUGCGUUUGUUGAAAUAUGGCAUUCUGAGACAUCGUCAUUUCACAUACCAUUUGGUGAAAUGACGAUUACUUUGGAUGAUGUUGCCAAUCUUCUAGGAUUGCCUAUUAGGGGUGAGUUCUACAGUCCACCCAAUGUAGAUAGAGUAACGACAUGUAAUCUUGUCAUCACUCUAUUAGGAGUGACCACAAAAGAGAUAUGGAAGGAGACCAAAAAGACUAGAGGUGCGCACUAUAGUCUGGAUUGGUUGAAAGAGGUCUUCAGAUGGCAGUGUGCAACAUAG
Molecule: messenger RNA, 690 nt
Organism: Cicer arietinum (chickpea)
Lineage: Eukaryota; Viridiplantae; Streptophyta; Magnoliopsida; Fabales; Fabaceae
Source: RefSeq, a predicted model, not a curated record